Molecule: messenger RNA, 1362 nt
Organism: Stegastes partitus (bicolor damselfish)
Lineage: Eukaryota; Metazoa; Chordata; Actinopteri; Pomacentridae
Gene: ppp2r2ca
Product: protein phosphatase 2, regulatory subunit B, gamma a
Exons: 9
Coding region: 1-1362 (453 amino acids)
Cellular component (GO): protein phosphatase type 2A complex
Molecular function (GO): protein binding; protein phosphatase regulator activity
Source: RefSeq, a predicted model, not a curated record
AUGGGCGAGGACGCUGAGAGCCCCAAAAUCAACCACACCUUCCUGCGAGACUACGUCACUGAAGCUGAUGUCAUCUCUACAGUGGAGUUUAACCAGACAGGGGACCUGCUGGCCACGGGGGAUAAAGGUGGCCGAGUGGUCAUCUUUCAGAGAGAGAUUGAGUCUAAAGGGGAGUUGGAGGAGGUGGGGGAGACCGGGGACUCUGGGGAAUACAACGUCUACAGCACAUUUCAGAGCCACGAGCCAGAUUUUGACUACUUGAAGAGUUUGGAGAUAGAAGAGAAAAUCAACAAGAUCAGAUGGCUGCCACAACAGAAUGCAGCACAUUUCCUCCUUUCCACCAAUGAUAAGACCAUUAAACUGUGGAAGGUGAGUGAGAGAGACAAGAGACCAGAGGGAUACAACCUGAAAGAUGAGGAGGGACGGCUCAAGGACAUCUCUACCAUCACCUCCCUGCAGGUGCCAGUGCUGAAACCUACAGAUCUAAUGGUAGAGGUUCGUCCCAGACGAGUGUUCGCUAAUGGACAUACCUACCAUGUCAACUCCAUCUCGGUCAACAGCGAUGGGGAGACCUACCUGUCUGCUGAUGACCUGCGCAUCAAUAUGUGGCACCUGGGCAUCACAGACCGUAGUUUCAACAUCGUAGACAUCAAACCAGCCAACAUGGAGGAUCUGACGGAGGUGAUAACGGCAGCAGAGUUCCACCCUCAGCACUGCCACUUGUUUGUGUACAGCAGCAGCAAGGGAACACUGCGCCUCUGUGACAUGAGAGCCUCCGCACUCUGUGACAGACAUACCAAACUUUUUGAGGAACCUGAGGAUCCAGGAAGCCGGUCCUUCUUCUCAGAGAUUAUCUCCUCUGUGUCGGAUGUCAAGUUCAGCCACAGUGGACGCUACCUGCUGACCAGAGACUACCUCACCGCCAAGGUGUGGGACUUGAAUAUGGACAAAGGCCCAGUGGAGACGUACCAGGUCCACGAAUACCUAAGGAGUAAGCUGUGUUCACUCUACGAGAAUGACUGCAUCUUUGACAAGUUUGAGUGUGUUUGGAACAGCUCAGACAGUGUGAUCAUGACAGGGGCGUACAACAGCUUCUUCCGGAUGUUCGACAGGGAAACGGGCCGAGGUGUAACCCUGGAGGCGUGGCGAGAAAGCAGCAAGCCUCGGGCCGUGCUGCGUACCCGCCGAGUGUACACCGGCGGAAAGCGUCGCCGUGGUGAUGUGGGCGUCGACAGCCUGGACUUCACCAAGAAAAUCCUGCACAUGGCUUGGCACCCAUCUGAAAAUAUAAUUGCCAUAGCAGCCACCAACAACCUGUACAUCUUCCAGGAUCGUGUCAACCCUGAGACGCAGGCACAGUGA